AUGCCAGACGCGUGCACACGUGUGCACGUGGCCAGCCCUACAGCGAUGCCGUUAAUCCCUGCUACCGAUCUGCAAGCUCAAGCCAAAAACACCGAAAUUCUAGCGCAGGAAGACGGCGAUAACGACAGCGAUACUUGCAGCGAAUUCGAGGCACAAAAGACACGCAAACAAAUCCGCAGAGAAAAGAACGAACAAAAGAAGAGAAAACAGGCAAUUGACCUCGCUGCCGCUAUUUCCAGUCUUGACAUUGUUCAGACUCAAAUACCACACGCAACCAGCAUCGGUCUUGACCACCUAUUUCCUCCUCCACAACCGCUAUCUCAAAGUCGCAAAGAAAAACGUAAAGAAAAGAAACAACGCCACGACUCCGCAUUACCCACUCCCACUGACACCGACGUCGAAUCCACCGCUCACCAAGACUCUCACAACCCACCAAAGCAAGCCCACCAUCUCCCAACCCUCCCACAAUCCCUAAUGGCGAAACCCGCCGCCCAAACCGCCUACCCCCUCCUCGUCGCCUCAAUCGGCAACCCAGGCCCCUCCUUCGCCAAUACCCCACAUUCCGCCGGUCACAUUGUAACCUCGUACCUCUCGCACGCCAAAAACUACACGCCCUUCCAAAAAGGCCUCUCAGGCCUCGUAUCGCGGCCGCAAGCCACACACCUCGCCUUCAGUCUCACAGGAUUCCGCCGCGUCCCCAGCGACCGCGACAUCUACGAAGACUGGACCUUCUGGCAAUCCGCCAGUCUCAUGAACGUGAGUGGCAAUGGCGUCAAACGCGCGUACAACGAGUGGUUGCGCGAGAUACGCCGGGCGGCUGGGGACAAUGGAUUGCAAGGGCGACUGGUGGUUGUGCAUGAUGAAUUAGAAUCUGCGUUGGGCAAAGUUACGAUUAGGGAUGGGGCAGCGAGUGCGAAAGGGCAUAAUGGGAUUAAGAGUUGUCAGCAGCAGCUUGGUGGGGUGAAGUGGUGGAGGUUGGGGAUUGGGAUUGGGAGGCCCGAGAGUAGGGAUCCGAAUGUUGUGAGUAAAUAUGUGUUGGGGAAGAUGUCGGCGUUUCAGAGGGAUCAGGUGGAGAAGAGUGCUGUGUCGGUUUUUAAGGCGUUGGAGGAUAUUGCGGCGGGGAAGAAGUAG
Molecule: messenger RNA, 1131 nt
Organism: Bipolaris sorokiniana ND90Pr
Lineage: Eukaryota; Fungi; Ascomycota; Dothideomycetes; Pleosporales; Pleosporaceae
Exons: 1
Coding region: 1-1131 (376 amino acids)
Molecular function (GO): peptidyl-tRNA hydrolase activity
Source: RefSeq, a predicted model, not a curated record